AUGACACAACAGGUCAUCCAAGGACCGCACUCGAGGCAGCCCCUCUCGAGCUCCGAGUUCCGCAAUGACCGUCUAACUACUUGGCUACGUGAGACGGGCUCAUCCUGGAACGUCGCCCAAUCCUCUGAGACACAAGGGUCGCUCCAUGCCCACAGCUCCCCUUCUCUUGCACCUCCCGACUCGCCUCUACUCUCAUGUAGCACCACUGCGUCUUCCUGCAUUAGCGAUUGUUCUCCACAGCACCGCGUGUCAGUGCCUCCACCACUCGGCCUCUCUGAUCCUGUUCUUGCGGGCACGGGCAUGUGGUUCGCGAGUCUAUCUUCCCGGCCAAAAAAAAACUCCGAGGCUUGCUACCCGGAGUCCCCUCCACAGCUCCGACCAGAGAGCCGCCGCCUCAAUGCCUCAUUUCGAGAAAUACUCUUCAACAACCCCAAUUAUGCCGAGCGCCUCAUCCGCACAAUACAAAAUCUACCCUCGGAGGAUCGCAACCUCCUGCCCGACCAAAGCUUCGAUACCAUCACAUCUCUCGGUGGUGGUGAUAAUACUACCCGAGCCCGUGAUGGCUCGAGACGGGCCUCUACCAGCACCACCCCUGUAAGUCAGACGACAACCCCCUCAUCCGGCGCAUCAAACAAACGAAAGUCUCCGCCGAGUGUGAAUCAACAGCGCCUCGGUAAGGCUCCCGACAACAGCCCUGGAUCUGGCCCUGGAGGCGGGUCCGCCAGUGGUCACCGCCAGAGCAAGAAAUCGAAGACGAGCGACUUUUUAUACCUGUGUCCCUACCGCCGAAUCUACCACGUGAUGACUCCUCAAAAUAAGUUCAGAUCAUGCCAGCCACCAGGACAUUUGAAAGACAGCCAGGAUUCCAAGGCUAAGGAUGAGACUCAAGGCUCAGAUGGGCAUAUCAACCCCGACUACUCCAUGGACAAGGAGUCGUGGAACAAGGUCGCGGGCAUAUUUAAGAGUGCCUGUUCGAAGCGUUUCACGCCUGGGAGUGAGAAUUGGCUCAACAAUGAAAGAGAUUGCUAUCAGGAGAUCUGGAAGAUCAUCCUUCCCAACCAACCCAUACCAGAAUCACCUUUCUACGAGGACUCUGUCGAUGGACACCCAUUGAUUGAGGUGGCGCGCCGUAUGCUCGAGCCCGUCUUCGACGAAAAGGCCAAUCGAGCAAUUCAAGCCGGCCAAGUUACCUCUCUCGAGGACUAUCGACCAUCCCGAAAGGAGGCGAUUGACAUGAUGGCUGUCACUCUUGCCACGCUCUUCAACGCAAAACCACAGCUACUCCAUACCCAAUCUAGCUCUGACAUUCUUCCCAUCUUGGCAGAGAAUACUCCAUCUACGACACCGGCAAGAUCAAGCCGCGAUCACAUCAUCAGUCAGGACCCAUCACCACCAACAACCAUGGCACCACCACUCCCUGGGACUUUUCAUCAGAGCCCGGUUGCCGACCCAAAUGAAGACCAACAGCGUCUCGGGGCAUUCGACGGGAUGACAGGAAACGUUCGGCUAGAGACGCCCAUCAUGGCCCUCCUGGACCAUGCUAUGAACACCGCCGCCGCGACUAAUCCGUUACAAACGAGAAGGACCUCAGUGCCCCAGAUCUGUGCUAAUUUUUAUAUCGAGCCGCCUGCUUUUGAAAUCACGUUGAAAGGGCGGACGGAUCCUGAUCACAUCGGCGUUCUAAAAUGGGAGAUCCCCGUCCCGAAAGGCCUGGUCGUUGAGAGGUGCGAACAGCGCAAGAUGGAGCUACCUAUUAACUAUGGGCAGCCGGCAAUGUGUGGAAACUUCCAACCCGGGGUUACCAGCUUAGGCCCGCAGGUCCAGGGUGCUGGGGAACGGUCUAUUACUUUGGAUGAGGGUUGGUCUGAACUGGCGGACAUUUCUUCAAACUUUUUUGACGGGGGUGAGGGCACAUUUUCAGGGCAUAACAACUACCAGGACGAAUGA
Fusarium falciforme is the source of this 1947-nucleotide messenger RNA. RefSeq lists its product as hypothetical. The record is from RefSeq and is a predicted model, not a curated record. Bases 1 to 1947 code for a protein of 648 amino acids. Lineage: Eukaryota; Fungi; Ascomycota; Sordariomycetes; Hypocreales; Nectriaceae. The transcript is spliced from 2 exons.